Drosophila gunungcola (fruit fly) is the source of this 705-nucleotide messenger RNA. It is a transcript of the gene Uxt, whose product is annotated as protein UXT homolog. The record is from RefSeq and is a predicted model, not a curated record. The coding region runs from base 85 to 573 and encodes 162 amino acids. NCBI's taxonomy places the organism in Eukaryota, Metazoa, Arthropoda, Insecta, Diptera, Drosophilidae. Gene Ontology annotation, cellular component: cytoplasm; prefoldin complex. The transcript has 2 exons. Gene Ontology annotation, biological process: regulation of DNA-templated transcription; protein folding.
GAAAAAUAAGAAGAAGAAGGAAGUAACAAAAGGAUUGCAGAGUUUUCUUACCGGUUUAUUUUUGUAUAUUUCAACGCCUUUGCAAUGCAAAUAAAAUCCAAAAAUAGUUCAGAAGCCCAGCGGAUUCAGGAACUGGCUGCAAAUGAGGCGCGCAUCACGCAGAUUGAGGAGUUUAUCAACGAAGUCCUGAAGGAGGACCUCCGGCAGCUGGAAAAGUGCAUCGGUCAGUUCAACGAGGAGAUCAUGGAGUACGUCCAGCUGAAGAACACCCUCCAGACCUUCGACACCCAUUUGCCGGAGGGCUAUAAGACGCAGGUGAACAUCGGCAGCAACAUUUUCAUGCAGGCACGUGUCCGCAAGAUGGACAGCAUCCUGGUCAACGUGGGCAAGGAUAUAUACCUGGAGAUGACCAUUCCGGAGGCAGAACGCUUCAGCGACACCCGCGUCAAGAUCCUGACCAAGCAAUCCGAUGUCCUGCGCGAGGAGAGCGUCAAGAAAAGGGCCCAAAUCAAGAUGGCCUUGAUAGCAAUCAGUGAAAGAGCAAAACUCAUCCAACAGGAUGAUGGGAAAUAGCAGGAACUCCUUUAAAUUGAGGAUAUGAUAGUUAUUGUUGUGUACCUACAUAGAAUAGUAAAAUACUGAAACACUUAUAAAAACGUUGAGUUUAUGGUACCAAAAUGUUCGCAAUAUAUUUCUAUAUACAGA